This is a messenger RNA of Ipomoea nil (Japanese morning glory), 1109 nucleotides long. RefSeq lists its product with no specific name. The coding region runs from base 172 to 891 and encodes 239 amino acids. The record is from RefSeq and is a predicted model, not a curated record. The transcript is spliced from 2 exons. NCBI's taxonomy places the organism in Eukaryota, Viridiplantae, Streptophyta, Magnoliopsida, Solanales, Convolvulaceae.
GCUCAGCAUUUCCCUCCUCCAUUUUCCCAUUUCCCCCCAAACCUCUCCACCACCACCUCCUCAUCUGCCGCCACCGUGCUUCGAUCGGAGCGAGCGUCUCCGUCGCGGUGCUUUCUGAUCACUGUUAAUUAUAUCGGCGGCGAAAGCUAUCUGUUGUUAAGAAUUGUUACUAUGGAUGCUGAGGCUAACAGCAAUGUGUCAAGCAAGGGGCAAAACCUUGAAAAAUUGAAUCUUGGUAAUUCUGUUACCACUGAUGAAGCUGCUGCUGGUGAGAUGCUUAAAUUGGCCAAAAAGCCAGCUGAUUCCAUAGUUCCUGCAACUCCUGAUCUCAAGCAGGAGACUGGGGAGUAUGCACUUGCUUUUGUGUCCCCAAUUUCUUGCCCUCCCAAGGCUGUUUCCUUCAGUUCUCAGGAUGGCAUCCUUCCCUCAAAUGGCGGUGACAGUCCCCGCACUCCGAAAGAGAGUGUCUUUGAUCCUUUUGCUCCUGGACCCGAAGAGCUUCUCCGGGCGCCUCUUUGUCUGAAAAAGACUGGAGUUGCCCGUAUGCUGAAUUUCGAAGACUGUAUCCGUGUGCUGAAUUUCGAAGGCUGUACUGAGAAUUAUUUUAGUGUGGAUGCUAUGACCAGUGAUGAACUGCUGAUGGGAAGGUUGUACAGAAUGCUGCUGCGAAUUGUUGUUUCGAAACAUACUGAAGAGUUUCUUGCUGGGAUCCCGAAUCAAGUUUCUGAUUCUGAUUCUGAUUCUGAUGGAGGUAGCACGCCUUCUUCUCCACCGCCUUCUUCUCUACCGCUCUUAACUGGAAUUGCUGAAACUUGCCCUGCUGCUCCCAGGAAGACUGCAAGGAAAGUCAUAAGCAUUGACAGGGACUUGUGCAAAAAGCUUGAGUUCUGAUUGCACCAUGAACAUGAUGAAGAUGAUGAAUGCAUGCCUUCUCUGCAAUAAAUUGAGUUGCAUAUACUUGACUCAAUCCAUACAGCAUUAACCUAUUUAGUUUUAUCCUUCAUAUAAUAUACUAGCGGCAUAUUUGCUGGCAUCUGGCUCUGUACAAUAUAACUUGGGAUUGCAUUCAUUUCUAUUUGAGAAAAGGAAUGAUAUUAUUGCUGGUGCUA